Cooperia oncophora is the source of this 303-nucleotide messenger RNA. The record is from the annotation of a GenBank genome assembly. Lineage: Eukaryota; Metazoa; Nematoda; Chromadorea; Rhabditida; Trichostrongylidae.
AUGGUCCACAUAAAAUCUGCUGCUAUCAUAACGCUUCUGUGUCUGCUGCUUUUCAGUGGACCAUCGAGAGCGAAGGUACGACAAAAUUCGGGUUCUAUCACGGUGUAUGAAGGAGAGAACACAAACGUAGAUGUGAAGCCUCCUGUUUCACCAAUUCCCAUGUCAGCUGCCGGGGAAACCAAGAGGUAUUUCAAAAGAACUAGAAAGGAACUUCCAAGCUUCGGAAGAAGAGCCGACAGAGAGGGGAGGAGAUUCAAGAGGAGAAUUCGGUUGAAGCCCUUUUGGAAAGUAUUUGGAAAAUAG